UUUCCAAGAAACAAGAAAAAACAUUUCUUGUUUUCCAUAUUCCUCUCGCUCUUUACUAAACCCCUCUCUAACUCUCUCUCCCUCUCUCCCUCUCUCUCUCUCUCUCUCUCUCUCUCUCUCUCUCUCCCUACAUCAAAAUUCAGUCCUAAACAAAUGAAAAAAUGAAUCCAAAUCAGCAAAACCCUGUUGAUCCAGACCAACCUCAACUCCCAACGAUCAAGAUCCACCACCCAUCCUUUCCUCGCCACACCGACCACCCCCAUCCACCAACCGUCGCCAUUGCCACCCCUACCGCCAGCGACCGCCGCAAGAUAGCCGUCGUUGUCGUCCAUCACUAUAUCCGUCUAGGUGACGUCGUUAUUCUCCUCCAUGUCAGCCCUACCUUUAUGCUUUUCGGCGCAGAUUGGGGCCCACUCCCUCUUUCCACGCCUAAGCACAAAGAUAAAGACAGUAGCAACCCUUAUUUUAACAAUGAUAACGAGAAUGAGAGUGAAUUAUCAAAAUGACAGAUUGAAGAAGACUUCGAUACGUUUAUAGCGACAAAAGCCGGGGAGAUAGCAAAACCGUUAAAAGAAGCACAUAUACUGAAUAAGAUACAUAUAGUAAAAGAUCAAGAUAUGAAAGAGAGACUGUUUUUGGAGGUUGAGAGAUUAGGAUUAAGUGUUGUGAUUUUGGGAAGUAGAGGUUUUGGUGCUGUUAAAAGAGGUAGUGAUGGACGGUUAGGUAAUGUCAGUGAUUAUUGCAUUCACCAUUAUGUUUUUCCUGUCGUUGUCGUUCGAUAUCUUGAUGAUAAUAAUAAGGAUGAAGAAGAAACUGUCAUUAAUGUUCCUGUUGAGGAGGAUGUUGAUGAUGCUGCUCAAAAUGGUGAAUUGUUAAUGAUUCUUUGGUUGUUAUCAUUAUGUUUGCUUUUAUGUGGCUGCUGCAUGUGAUUGUUUGAUGGCUGAAUUGGUCUAAUUGCAAGUUGCAUAUGACUAAAAUGCAGGCGAGUCAAAAGGAUUCGGCGAUGUCUGCUUAUUUUUAUGAUUAUUGAUCUUUGUGCUGUAAUUGAUAUUGAGAACUGGAGAAAUGCUCGCCUAUGAUUAGCUGAAGCAACAUGUAUUAUAUAGAUGAGAGCUGUAUUGGAUAAACUGGUUAUAGUUGUGGAUGAAGAUGCAAUUGGGUGGUCACUUUGGUUUUUGAUUUCUAAUAGGCUUGUCAUGUCAAAUAUGAGUCUUGACCUUGAAAUGAGACUAUAUGAUUUUCUUUUGUGCCUAUUUAGUAAUAUGUUCCAUGUUGAUGAAAUAUCCUAACUGUUUAGUGGACUUUAAAUGGGGAGUGAUUUGUCUAGAUCAUGUAUUUAUGACAGCAAGAGUUGUCUUUUUAACAGUGAACAGUUCAUCAACAUCUUGUGUUAUUGAGAAGUGUCCCUUUAUUAUUCA
Ricinus communis (castor bean) is the source of this 1418-nucleotide messenger RNA. RefSeq names its product universal stress protein PHOS32. The record is from RefSeq and is a predicted model, not a curated record. NCBI's taxonomy places the organism in Eukaryota, Viridiplantae, Streptophyta, Magnoliopsida, Malpighiales, Euphorbiaceae.